Physeter macrocephalus (sperm whale) is the source of this 3211-nucleotide messenger RNA. RefSeq names its product protein phosphatase 3 catalytic subunit beta (gene PPP3CB). The transcript has 15 exons. Gene Ontology annotation, molecular function: calmodulin-dependent protein phosphatase activity; calmodulin binding. The record is from RefSeq and is a predicted model, not a curated record. Gene Ontology annotation, biological process: calcineurin-mediated signaling. Gene Ontology annotation, cellular component: calcineurin complex; cytoplasm. The coding region runs from base 169 to 1773 and encodes 534 amino acids. NCBI's taxonomy places the organism in Eukaryota, Metazoa, Chordata, Mammalia, Artiodactyla, Physeteridae.
CCUGCUCCGCCCCCGCCCCCGCACGCGCGGUGCAUGCCGGUCUUAGCCCCUCUGUAGGGAAAGAGGGUCCGCCAUGUUCCCCGGCGGCGCCGCCGCUUGGCUCUGGUAGCCGCCGCCCCCGCCCCCAACCCCGCCCGGCCCAGCGCCUAGCCGAGCCCCGGGCCCAGCAUGGCCGCCCCGGAGCCGGCCCGGGCUGCACCGCCCCCACCCCCGCCCCCGCCGCCCCCUCCCGGGGCUGACCGAGUCGUCAAAGCUGUCCCUUUCCCCCCAACGCAUCGCUUGACAUCUGAAGAAGUUUUUGAUAUGGAUGGGAUACCCAGGGUUGAUGUUUUGAAGAACCACUUAGUAAAAGAAGGUCGGGUAGAUGAAGAAAUUGCACUUAGAAUUAUCAAUGAGGGUGCUGCCAUUCUUCGGAGAGAGAAAACCAUGAUAGAAGUAGAGGCUCCAAUUACAGUGUGUGGUGACAUCCAUGGCCAAUUUUUUGAUCUGAUGAAACUUUUUGAAGUAGGAGGAUCACCUGCUAAUACACGAUACCUUUUUCUUGGUGAUUAUGUGGACAGAGGUUAUUUUAGUAUAGAGUGUGUCUUAUAUUUAUGGGUCCUGAAGAUUCUAUACCCAAGCACAUUAUUUCUUCUGAGAGGCAACCAUGAAUGCAGACACCUUACUGAAUAUUUUACCUUUAAGCAGGAAUGUAAAAUUAAAUAUUCAGAAAGAGUCUAUGAAGCUUGUAUGGAAGCUUUUGAUAGCCUGCCUCUUGCUGCACUUUUAAACCAACAAUUUCUUUGUGUUCAUGGUGGACUUUCACCAGAAAUACACACACUGGAUGAUAUUAGGAGAUUAGAUAGAUUCAAAGAGCCACCUGCAUUUGGACCAAUGUGUGACUUGCUAUGGUCUGAUCCUUCUGAAGAUUUUGGAAAUGAAAAAUCACAGGAACAUUUUAGUCACAAUACAGUUCGAGGAUGUUCUUAUUUUUAUAACUAUCCAGCAGUGUGUGAAUUUUUGCAAAACAAUAAUUUGUUAUCGAUUAUUAGAGCUCAUGAAGCUCAAGAUGCAGGCUAUAGAAUGUACAGAAAAAGUCAAACUACAGGGUUCCCUUCAUUAAUAACAAUUUUUUCGGCACCUAAUUACUUAGAUGUCUACAAUAAUAAAGCUGCUGUAUUAAAGUAUGAAAAUAAUGUGAUGAAUAUUCGACAAUUUAACUGUUCUCCACAUCCUUACUGGUUGCCCAAUUUUAUGGAUGUCUUCACAUGGUCUUUACCAUUUGUUGGAGAAAAAGUGACAGAAAUGUUGGUAAAUGUUCUGAGUAUUUGCUCUGAUGAUGAACUUAUGACUGAAGGAGAAGACCAGUUUGAUGAACGGCUCAUAUAUGGCAAUAAAAAAGUAGGUUCAGCUGCAGCCCGGAAAGAAAUCAUAAGAAACAAAAUUCGAGCAAUUGGCAAGAUGGCAAGGGUCUUCUCUGUUCUCAGGGAGGAGAGUGAAAGUGUGCUGACACUCAAGGGCCUGACUCCCACAGGGAUGUUGCCUAGUGGAGUGUUAGCUGGAGGACGGCAGACCCUGCAAAGUGCCACAGUUGAGGCUAUUGAGGCUGAAAAAGCAAUACGAGGAUUCUCUCCACCACAUAGAAUCUGCAGUUUUGAAGAGGCAAAGGGUUUGGAUAGGAUCAAUGAGAGAAUGCCACCCCGGAAAGAUGCUGUACAGCAAGAUGGUUUCAAUUCUCUGAACACCGCACAUGCCACUGAGAACCACGGGACUGGCAACCAUGGUACCCAGUGACCCACGGCUUCCCAGGGACUCUCACAUCUCGGGCCCCAAAUGGACAGAUCACCCGAGGAGCUGGAGGGGUCGGUCAAGCUGACUGUAAAUGUCACAGUCCCUCUGGAGAAACCAUUGUGCUUUUGAGACCCCAGCCCCCUUCCUGGAUGGAGGCUUGAGGGCCCUGGGACAUGUUGUGCUAUCUGAUAAGAUUGGGUCAUCGCUGCCAAGGUGGAGAGCAGUGAGCAAGGGGCUUGGGGCAAUUUCCAGUGGAGGGCAACUACACCUCCAUUUAUGCUUGUGGUUCACACAUUUAAGUUUACAAAUGAGAUUUCUUUUUCUCCUCAGUAGAAUUAGAUUUUGUUUUUCAACCAUAACUUCAAAUACAAUCCUAAGAGAUAAUGUGGACUUUUUUUUUUCCCCCAUGAAAUGUCUUUAAAGGAUGAAUUAGCAUGGUCUUAAAAUACAUUUCCGAGGUUACUAAGCUGUGUUUUGAAUUAUGGGCAAAAUGCUGAGAAACCCAGUUGGCAUUUAUACAAAAUGCUAACCUCAGGUCUAUAGUUCCUAAAUGUGGCUAAUUCUGUAAUAUAGUCUUGGUAUUUUUCAAUUAUGAAUGCAUAACCUAUUUCUAGGCAGACUCUUUUACUUGUACACAAAUCCAAAAACUAAUUUAGAAUCUUUCUUGCCCAGAUCUUUUGAGAUUUACACCCCAGAGAUUUAAGAAAAUCUCUAAAUUUCAGAAUUAUGAAGAAUUACAGAAUUACUCAUUUAAGGUACUUUAAAAGAAGUUUGUACAUUGUCAAAGUAAAUUUUAAUUCAAAUCAUGUCUGUAAAACUUGACGUAUUUUGUGUAUGCAUGUUUUCAUUUUGCAAAUAUUUAAUAUAUAGACCUAUGAUGUACAGGUACGACAUGUAUAGGUUACCUAGAUGUUAUGAGAAAUUUUAGUUUAUUGUGAGUACUCAAGUUGCUUAAAUAGCCACCAGGGUGAUUUACUGCUGGCUUUCUAUCAUUUUAUGUUUUGAUGCAAAGGAAAUUUUAAAGUGUUCUGGAAGUGUUUUUGAUUAAGCAGUGCAGCAUAGAAGCAACAGUUCUGUUCAGUCAUUCAGAUGUUAGUGGAAGCAUAAAAGUCAAGACUGCAUGUUGAACAUUUUCUUUUGAUAGUUACAGAACUGCUUGGUUAGACUAAAUGGAACCAUGUGCUAAUUUUUCACAAUUACUGACUUGUAUUGAUUGCCACAGUAGUUUGGUAUUUCCCUUUACUUUGGUGGCCUGCUUCCCUCAUGCCCUGGAAUACAACUCAGAGCUCCAGGCAGCGGAACCAUCUAUUGUUUGUUUGCCAGAAAGUGCACCCUGUAUGGUCUCCUUUCUAAGUUGGAAAUAUUAUGCAUGUGCAGGACUAUUUGAGUAUUUUAUAAACAGUAGCACACAAUAAAUUCCAUGCAUGGGCCGCUGCUCCUA